Molecule: messenger RNA, 2164 nt
Organism: Tachysurus vachellii
Lineage: Eukaryota; Metazoa; Chordata; Actinopteri; Siluriformes; Bagridae
Gene: cd9a
Product: CD9 molecule a
Exons: 8
Coding region: 313-996 (227 amino acids)
Cellular component (GO): membrane
Source: RefSeq, a predicted model, not a curated record
AGAUUGUGUGUAAGCUCUGUGUAGACUGUAUCCUGUUAUGUCCAGUUAUAAAUUGUGAAAGAUUAUAUGCUAAUAUCCCUGCUUCGAUCCAACCAAUCAUGUGCCAGUUGCGUUAUUAAUAUUCAUGAGCUCGACGCUUCCUUGCCUCGACAUGUUUAGAUGAGAUGAGCAGAACUUCCUGAAGUUUUUGUUUUGGUUUGUAUCCGUGAAGAAAGGACGACGUUUUAACAGAUAUAUCAACGUUUCCACUGGAAAUUUAGAAGGAUAAACAUCUGUUUUUCUAGUAAAUGAAAUUUCAACAGUUCGGUUAGAAUGAGCUGCUGCCCAGUAGUGUGUAUAAAGUACCUGCUGUUUAUCUUCAACCUUCUCUUCUGGCUGGCAGGUUCAGGUGUGUUGGCUGUCGGGCUCUGGCUCAGGUUUGAUCCCAGGACUAAAAACCUGUUUGAAGGUGACGACUCUCCUAGUGGCUUCUACACGGUGGUGUGUAUCCUCAUAGCCAUAGGAGGAUUGAUGAUGCUGGUUGGGUUCCUCGGCUGCUGCGGCGCCAUUCAGGAGUCGCUGUGCAUGCUGGGAUUGUUUUUUUUCUUCCUAGUGCUUAUCUUUGUUGUGGAAGUCGCUGUUGGGAUUUGGGGAUUUUCCAUCCAGAGUAAGGUUGUUGAUGAUGUCACUCAGUUUUACAAGGAAACUUACAAGAAAUACAAAGAGGACAAACAGGAAGCUCUGAGAGAGACCCUUCAUCUGAUCCAGUAUGGGCUGAACUGCUGUGGACCCUUCAGUUCUGAAGACACAGACACUCUCGAGGAGACGUGUCCUAAACGUGAGGGACUGGAUGUGCUCAUCACCAAGAGCUGUCCUGAUGCCAUUGAGAAAUUCUUCACCUCUAAACUCCACAUUAUCGGAGGUGUUGGGAUCGGAAUCGGAGUGAUCAUGUUCCUGGGCAUGAUCUUCAGCAUGAUGCUGCUGUGUGCCAUCAGGAAGAGUCAGGAGAUCGUCUGAAGGUGUUUAUGAGGAGACGCUGACGUGUUCGUGUUGCAUGAUUUCCAUUCUGAAGCUCUCGCUGUCCCUCUGCGCACCUCGCCGUCUGAUUGGUGGGAAUCUCACACUUCACAGUUUAGCUCCAUGAUUGGUUCAUAUCAAGAAAAUAAAACUGUAGAUUAGUCGACUUUGUGGAGAUUGUUGGGAAAAUGCUGUAACUUUGUAUAUUUUUUAUUGUUCAUGUCAGAAUUACGAGGAUGACGUCGUUGUGUCACUUGGCUGAUGUUGUGUUGAUAUAAACUCACGUGUGACCUUUUUAAACAUUACGUUCAUGUGUGAGUUUAUUAUUUUUUUUAUAAAUAUUAUCAUCAUUAUUUAUGUUCUCUAGAUGAUUUUAUUGCUCUGUAUUGGAGCCGUGACGCUCCAAAGAAACGGUCUGUUCCGAAAUUAUUGACACCCUUCAGUUAAAUAGGAAUUAUUGUUUAAAAUAAACACAAUUAUCAAAAAGUUUAAAAAAAGUUAAAUCUUUCUCAUAAAAAAUCGAUCUUUUAAAUAAUUAAACAAGAGCAUUUUCACUCAAAUACACAGGAACAGUCAAAGGAAUAUGAAUGAAAGCAAAUUUCACAUGAACACAAAUUCUAAAAAGUCUUGAGUUAAAAUUAAUUGUUAUUAUUUUCAGUAAUUUGAACUCUCUGAUUGUCCAGUUCUUGUUUCCAUGAGAUAUAAAUGUGAGGUUGCACACAUAUAAACUUGCCCUUAAUCUUCAUCUAAAGAGCUUCAGCUUAAACCCUGAGGUUAUGAUUUGACCUGAAGUGGUUUUAUACAGUCACGGUGUCUGGAUAUAAACCUUGUUAAAACUGUACUGUGAACUGAACACGAUGUCCACGUGCACAAGCCUCAGAAGUAAGAGUUUAAACUGUGUCUCGGGGGACGAGACCUUCUACACGGUUAGUGUGUUAGUGUGUCUGUAGACGACUGGACCAGGAGUAAUUACUUAUAUUAAUGCCAAUACCUUUGGAAAGUGUGAGACAUUUGUACACAAUGUAGUUAAAAAAUAUUUUGUUAAAAUUAACAGUGUUCAUGUGUGUGUUCUUCUUACAUCAUCUUACAUUCCUGUAAGUUCAACAUAUUAUAGUGUUUAUUGCAUCUGAUUUAUUUUAAAGUCUUAUUAAAAAAUGUUUUUCAUAAA